Molecule: messenger RNA, 1233 nt
Organism: Mugil cephalus (flathead mullet)
Lineage: Eukaryota; Metazoa; Chordata; Actinopteri; Mugiliformes; Mugilidae
Gene: nsmce2
Product: NSE2 (MMS21) homolog, SMC5-SMC6 complex SUMO ligase
Exons: 6
Coding region: 308-1003 (231 amino acids)
Biological process (GO): double-strand break repair via homologous recombination; protein sumoylation
Cellular component (GO): nucleus; Smc5-Smc6 complex
Molecular function (GO): SUMO ligase activity; zinc ion binding
Source: RefSeq, a predicted model, not a curated record
AAUAAGAAGAACCGCUGUUAUCAUUUCUUCCCGCGGGGUGAUAAGUGUUAUUUUGCAUAGCGAAAGUGUAUUUCUAUUUUACCUGGUAUACUUACAGUAGUAUUUCUGAAAUAAGAGGGUAGUUAUUACUUCCUUGCUACUUUCCAGCGUCAGCUGGCUAGCUCGUCUAGCCCGAGCAGAAGUAUGUUAGCACAAGUGUGUUAGCAGACUCUAGCAAGUAAAGCUAACGUAGCAUUUAGUGAGCUAGUCAACUCCAGGUUGGGGUUGAAGUGUCUGUGUUCAAGGAGGACUCGAGUUACCCCCAAUAAUGUCUCUGACCGCUGUUAAUGGACCACUGUCGAGCUUGAAAUCUUGUCGGGUGGACAUCGGGACAGGGAUGGACAUAGUGACAGAUGUGGCCAUGGACCUGGCGGAAGCUCAAGGUGCAGAUGAAGAGCUGAACCCCGGCAUCAAAGAGAUGGAGGCCAUGAUCCUGGAGUGUGCCAGGCUGGACAGAGAGAUCAACCACUUUGUUGAUGUGGUGGAACGAGUUACGGCUGAGGUUACUUCACAGCAGCCAGAGGCCAUGUUCAGCCUGUCGGACAAUGUGAAGCAGCAGUUCACAGAAAGACUCGCCAGGCUCUCUGAUGCCGAAUUGCACAAACACCAGAAAGUAGUGACCUUCAAGGAAAACAUCAAGAACUCUCUAAUGCAAGCCAACAAAGAGUCAACAGAGAACAUGGAGGAGCUAGAUGAGGACAUCGCUGUUACACAGAGCCAAGUCAACUUCAGCUGCCCACUCACUCAGAUGGAAAUGGUGAACCCGGUGAAGAACAAGAAGUGUAACCACCACUAUGACGAAGAGGCCAUCCUGGGCCUGAUCAAAAAACGACAGAGCCAGAAAAAGAAAUGCUGCUGCCCUGUGGUUGGCUGUGGGAACACAGAGGUGAAACAGUCAGACCUCGUCCCAGACCAGAUGCUGAGGAGAAAGAUCCAGAUGCUAAAAAGGCAGAACAAGACGUAGUAAUGUUCUUUUUUAUUAUUAUUAUUAGCUAAACUAGAUUUCUCCGAGUUAUUUGUACAUUGAGUCGAGUAUAUUUUCAUCAGUAAUGUUCUCAUGUUGCGAGUCAGCAUUGUUUUGUAAUUUUUUUUUACUUUAUUUUAAACCUCAGAGUUUUGAGGUGGCGACUUUUCACCUGGAGCAUUUUUGUUAACUCCAGUUUGUUCAAUAGAAAUAAAAGCUGAUGACUCAAA